Molecule: messenger RNA, 1993 nt
Organism: Ectocarpus sp. CCAP 1310/34
Lineage: Eukaryota; Phaeophyceae; Ectocarpales; Ectocarpaceae
Source: the annotation of a GenBank genome assembly
CACCUUGCUGCACGACGGACUGCACCCACUCUAUCUUCCCCUGCGCCAGCUCGAUCAGUCAGCACAUCGCCCAGUAAUAUCCUUUAGAAGACAGACAAAGGGUACGGCGAGGGUGCUGGGAAGGUGUUCCAUCAUUGGUUGGGCAGUAUUUCAGGCCCGACCACAGGCAGGACUUGAGCCGGGUGCUGCGGAGACAUUUUGGCAUUUGGUGCAGAGGGUGGAGGGAGCAUGAAGGUGCUUCGUCGUCAGAUAAGCAGCAAGGACGGCGAUGGCUUCGUGCAGAUGAAGACGGAGGAGGCAGAGGACAUGUGGCACGCCUACAACCUCAUCGCCGACGGGGAUAGGGUCCGCACGAGCACCGUGGUAAACGAGAGCUCGACGGGGUCAACGACGAGCAAGCGGGUCCGCCUGAGCCUGACCAUCGCCGUCGAGAGGGUAGACUUCGACUCCGACUCGUGCCUGCUGCGGCUGUCGGGGAGAAACUCGGAAGAGAACCCGCACGUCAAGAUCGGGGCCUACCAUACAUUGGAUUUGGAGCUGAACCAAGUGUUCUCGAUAGAGAAGGAUGUCUGGGAUGUGAUCCACUUGGAGCGGAUAGAAACAUCCAGUGAUCCCGCCAAGAAGGCUGAGGUGGCGGCGGUGGUGAUGACGGGAGGGCUGGCCCACGUGUGCCUGGUGACGUCCCACAUGACGGUCACGCGGGCGCGGAUCGAAAUGAACAUCCCGCGCAAGAGGGCGGGCAGCUCCGAUCACCAGAAGGCCAUCUCCCGGUUCUACGAGGCCGUUUACCAGGCGAUCGUGCGGCACGUGAACUUCCAGCAGAUCAAGUGCUUGCUUCUGGGCAGUCCUGGCUUCGUGAAGGACGACUUUUUCGAGUUCCUCAACCUAGAGGCGGUCAGAAGAGAAGAGCGGGUUUUGAUCGAGAACAAGUCGAAGUUUGUCCUGGUACACGCCUCCUCGGGACACAAGCACGCCGUAGAGGAGAUUCUGUCACAGCCCGCCGUUCAGACGCGCCUGGCGGACACCAAGGCCAGCGAGGAGAUCAGGGCCCUGGCAACGUUCUUCGACAUGCUCAAGAAGGACCCCGACAGGGCUUACUACGGGUACAACCACGUGUCUAGGGCGAACGAAGAGCUGGCCGUUGACAGCCUACUGGUGACGGACGGUCUUUUCCGAAGCAGCGACUUGCAGACGCGAAAAAAGUACGUGGAUCUGGUCGAGACGGCCAAGGACAGGGGAGCCAAGGUCUUCGUGUUUUCCAGCAUGCACGUGACGGGAGAGCAGCUAGGACAGCUCACUGGAAUUGCCGCUGUGCUACGAUUCCCUCUGCCGGAGAUCGAGGAGGACGAUGACGAGAGCAGCGACGAGGAUUCUGUCAUCGGCGAGGGCAGAGAUAUGGACGCCGGGGAGGUGAAUUCGCUUGCUCAAGGGGUGGCGGCGAUAGACAUGGGGCUGUAGCGCACCGACCUCGUGAAAAAGACUUUGCAAUGGAAUGCAACAUACUUCAACGGUUUUUGUCUGGUGUUUUGUCCGUUGAGCGAUGCGAAUGACACCGCUUUCUCUCUUGGUGGAAACAUGUCCCAGAUCUUGACCCAAUGUUGGCUGUGUAUUGUAAGAGGUAUAAUAUCGUAGGUCUUGGGUAGACUUGAGUUGUUUUUGUUAUUUAGUGCAGUUAUUGAGGAAGUGAUCAGCUAGACCGCCUUGACAUGCGGCUGACGUAAGUUUCGCUCACAAACCAUGACCAGCAUGCGCGUAAUCGAUUUGCAGAAAGGUCACCACACCACGGCGUUUGGUUUCGUGUACAUGCGUGCUGUAUCUGUUGCCCAUUUUGUAAAUUUGUGAAGCUUGUGGAGAGAACAGGUUUUGUUUGUGAUCGUUCGAACCCACGUACAUAUAGCGUUAUCGGCGUGAGUCUUCUCUGGCGUUAUGUAUUCAUGGGUCCAGUUUAACUCUCUAUCCGUCCCUUUUUGCUGCCGUGGAUAAGGAAACCUUG